Messenger RNA from Dictyostelium purpureum, 597 nucleotides. RefSeq lists its product as uncharacterized. Gene Ontology annotation, biological process: regulation of cell shape; actin filament organization; mitotic cytokinesis. Gene Ontology annotation, cellular component: cell projection; cytoplasmic vesicle; plasma membrane. The coding region runs from base 1 to 597 and encodes 198 amino acids. The transcript has 3 exons. Lineage: Eukaryota; Evosea; Eumycetozoa; Dictyosteliales; Dictyosteliaceae. Gene Ontology annotation, molecular function: protein kinase binding; GTP binding; GTPase activity. The record is from RefSeq and is a predicted model, not a curated record.
AUGGUCAAAGAUAUUAAAGUUAUGGUCGUUGGAGACAUGAGUGUUGGUAAAACAUGUCUUUUAAUUUCAUAUACAACCAAUUCAUUCCCAGGAGAAUAUGUUCCAACUGUUUUUGAUAAUUAUAACGCAAACGCAAUUGUAAAUAAUCAACCAAUUAAUUUAGGUUUAUGGGAUACUGCUGGUAGUGAAGAAUAUAAUACGUUUAGACCACUUAGUUAUCCAGGUACCGAUGUUUUUAUUAUUUGUUUUUCAUUAAUUUCAACACAAAGUUUCGAAAAUGUCAUUAAAAAAUGGCACCCAGAAAUUCAACAAACUAUGGAAGUUAUUCCACCAAUCAUUUUAGUUGGUACCAAAUUAGAUCUCCGUGGAAAACAUAAAAGUGAAGGUGAAAUCACACCAGAAAUGGGUGAACAAAUGAGAGUUGCUAUUAGUGCUUAUAAAUAUACUGAAUGCUCUGCUUUAACCCAAGAUGGUUUAACUACAGUUUUCGAAGAAGCAGGUAGAGUUGUCCUCUUCCCACCAUCAAAGGAAGAGUUAGCCAAAUCUAAAAAAGAAGCUAAAGAUGCCAAAGAUCCAAAGAAUUGUAUAAUACAAUAA